CAGUUUGUGGUUGAGGCAGUUUUUGUGGUGUAAUUGGAAACCAAUAAAUGAAUGUUCAUUUAUUCUUCCUCUAUGCCUUGGGUCCUGCCUUCCAGCCAUGGCAAAAACAUCACUGUAGAUUUCAGUAAGACCAACAUCCAGCAGGCCCUAAUAUCUCAAAAAGACUGUCAGUGUACUGUACAAGUACCAACCUCCACAAACACCAACCCCCUCACCCAAACAGAACUCCCUCAAUUUGCAGUAGUGGUCUGUGGUGUUAUGUGGUUGGUGCGUGUGUUAGUGUUAGGUUGUGUGUUGACUGUUGGGGUAUACUCUAACCUAAACUCUGGUUCGCCCCCCCACACACACCCUCCCCCUGGCUCUCCAGUACAGCGGAGAGGUCUGAACAGGUCACCUAACCAGAAGGAACAUUCAGCCAGCCACUGCAUUGCCCAGGCGACAGGCUACCUAACACAGCUCGGAUUAAACCUGGUGAAUAACAGCCGAUCACGCAGCGUCAUCAGUAGACUGCCACAUACAGCCAGGAUCACUGCUGGAAACGAGACGUGGAUUGGCACUGGUGUUCCGUCUGGACGAAGCGGUCAAGAUGAACAAUACCACUGCGACUGAAGAGGAGCCGGCGUAUAAUUACUAUGACUACUCAGACUGGUACUCGGACAACAUGGAGCCCACCCUCCCUCCGAAAGAAGUUAUUCCCCUGUGCUACCCCACAGCCGAGGACCAGCUCUUUCACAUCUGUAUCGCUUCAAUAUCUUUCGUUGUUGUGCUGGUUCUAUCAGCCGUUAGAAAGAAAAACACCGUGUGUGACGGCUUCGCCAGGGGAUCGCCUGGAGUGUCUAGUCCAGUGAACUUCCUGAACCAGACCCAACACAAGGGCUUGGCGGUGACUGUGUUUGGGCUGGUCUUCAGCAAGCUGUGUGUGUUGGUCCUGGCUCCUGACCCGCUACCCUUCUCUAAAGACACCCCCCAGGAAAUCAAAGAGUACAUGAAGAUCAUCGCCAUCUUUUACUGGCCAAUGCUGUACUACCCACUUCUGGCCUGUGGUACCAUACACAGUAAACUGGGCUAUGUGCUGGGCAGUCUGCUUUCCUGGACACACUUUGCGGUUCUGGUUUGGCAGAAGUUUGACUGUCCCAAAACACCUGAGUUGUAUAAGUACUACGCCCUGCUGGCUAGUCUCCCACAGAUAGCCUGUCUGGGGUUCCUCUGUGUCAAGUAUCCACUACUGUUCCUCAAAAGUGGGAAGGCCGGUGGAUCUGAGGACCUUGACAGCAACUACUACAGAGACUACGUGAAAUUGUUGCUAAAGAAGAAAAAGUCAACAAAUGGCAGCACCUCUAUUAGGCCAGAUAAACCCAACCUGUUGGAGAUGGUGACCGACACCAUCCAGUCUUACAUCUACACCCCGGAGAAAGUGUUCCGGUUUCCACUAAAGUUGGCAAUUUCAGCAUUCGUGUCCUGCAUAGCAGUGUAUCAGGUGGCGCUGUUGCUGAUAAUACUGGUGAUCCCAACGAUCCAUAUAGUUCGUGCUGGUAUAGAUGAGAACAUCGCGUAUCUUCUGUUGGGGUUUGGUAUUGUUCUAUCUGAGGACAGGAUGGAGGUGGUCCAAAUAGUCACACACUACACCUGGUGUCUGGAAGUGUGCUACCUCUGUGGUUUGACUCUGGCCUGCCUGGUGUCCCUCAUAAUGCAAAUGAGGUCCAUGAUCCUUCACAGGUCAAACCUUCAAGGCCUGUACAGAGGAGAUAUUUACAACGUGUAUAACUGCCCCAAGGCCAUUCGUCCAUCUCAGCCGGGCCUGGUCUGUUGGAUCGGUUUCACUGGGUAUCAGGCUGCUGUUGUGUCUUUAGGGAUGGUCCUGCAGACUGUGGUGUUCUUCAUCUGCUUUGUGUGGUUGGUGUUCCUCAUCAUAAUACCCAUCUUAUAUGGCCACAACCUAAUUCUCUUCCAGAUGGCUGCCAAGUCCUGGCCUGUGUGGGUCACCUUAAUACUGGCUACUGCUCUACAACACGCCACGGCCAGGUUUGCCUUCAUCAAGAAGGACGCUGGGACGAGGGACUUGAACCACAGAGGCAGUCUGUUCCUGCUGACCUACCUGCUGUUCCUGGUCAACAUCGUGGUGGGGUUGAUAGCAGCCAUCUGGAGGACGGUCAUCACAGCCCUGUACAACAUCAUUCACCUGGGGCGCAUGGACGUCAGCCUGCUCAGCCGCGCCAGCGAAACCUACGACCCGGCUUAUCGUUACUAUGCUCACUACCUGAAGGUGGAGGUCAGCCAGUCUCACCCCGUGAUGAAGGCCUUCUGUGGGCUGGCCCUGCAAGCUGCCGUGGCGGGUGGCGCUGGGAGGAAGAUGAAGGAUGCGGAGGAAGGGAUCCAGCUGGUGAAUCAGGAGAAGAGGCAGAACAAGGCUGUGAAUAACAGCAGGAGGGUCCGAGCCCGCUGGCAGCUCCUCUACACGCUGGUCAACAACGCGUCCCUGCUGGGGUCCAGGAAACAUUUCAAGUUGCAGUCCUCUGACAGCUUCGUGAACGGAGUGAAGCGUAGCGCCGCGGAGGGUAGCAAGAAGGACGCCGGCAGCCAACCCGCAGCCGAGGGCGGUCCCGCAGCCGAGACAUGCUCCGCCACGCCCGCUGCCGCCGCCACGCCCACUUCCACCACGCCCACUUCCACCAAGCUCACUGCCGCCACGCCCACUGCCGCCACGUCCACUGCCACCGACUGAGACGCUGCCGUGCGGUCUUCACUGAUGCUGUAGUAUUCAUGAGUUUCCUGAUGCUAGAGGGGUACCGGCCCAGUAGGUUUAGGGGUACCGGCCCAGUAGGUUUAGGGGUACCGGCCCAGUAGGUUUAGGGGUACCGGCCCAGUAGGUUUCCAAGUGCUUCAGUCUUUGGGGGUAGAAGUUGAGUUCAGUGGCCUGCGUUCAGGUGCCUCGGUUUGUUGGGCUCCACAUGAAGUGGAUCUUUGUGUGUGCUGCUUUCGGUGGUGUACUCUGUUGUGUCUGUGACGUAAAUGUUAACAUCUGCUUCUUUUGUUUUGGUAAAAUGCGUGGUGUCGUACCGGCACACAAUGGCAUGUUCGGUGAGGAGGUUUUAGUGUCCACUGUCCACCCCUUAUUUGAUGUCUUGCCUUUUAUCAGUUGUUUUUGUAAAUGAUUAGGGAUUGAAGUGAAAAUAAAAAGACAUUUUGAGAUAA
This is a messenger RNA of Esox lucius (northern pike), 3192 nucleotides long. RefSeq names its product receptor for retinol uptake stra6. The transcript has 19 exons. Gene Ontology annotation, cellular component: plasma membrane. Lineage: Eukaryota; Metazoa; Chordata; Actinopteri; Esociformes; Esocidae. The record is from RefSeq and is a predicted model, not a curated record. Gene Ontology annotation, molecular function: signaling receptor activity; retinol transmembrane transporter activity. Bases 587 to 2722 code for a protein of 711 amino acids. Gene Ontology annotation, biological process: vitamin A import into cell.